Miniopterus natalensis is the source of this 3049-nucleotide messenger RNA. NCBI's taxonomy places the organism in Eukaryota, Metazoa, Chordata, Mammalia, Chiroptera, Miniopteridae. The record is from RefSeq and is a predicted model, not a curated record.
CAGGUGUUCUCCCAAAGUAGACCGCCAGCUGCAGCCUCCCUCGGGCCGUAACCCAAGAGUAACGUCAGAAACAGUUCAGAAUGACCACUUUAACCCACCGCGCCCGUCGCAUGGAAGUAGGCAAGAACUCUGAAAAGAAGGUAGAAAGUGAGGAAGACACUAAUCAAGACAGGAACCCAGACAAUGAAGACUCUGGAGACUCUAAGGAUAUUCGCCUCACCCUUAUGGAAGAAGUAUUGCUCCUGGGACUAAAAGAUAAAGAGGGUUACACAUCUUUCUGGAAUGACUGCAUAUCAUCUGGCCUGCGAGGGGGCAUCCUGAUAGAGCUGGCCAUGAGGGGUCGAAUCUAUCUGGAACCCCCCACCAUGCGUAAGAAGCGACUACUAGACAGAAAGGUACUGCUGAAGUCAGACAGCCCAACGGGUGAUGUUCUACUGGAUGAAACUCUCAAACACAUCAAAGCCACUGAACCCACAGAAACUGUCCAGACAUGGAUAGAGCUACUCACCGAUUGGUGUUUCAGCUUGCCCAUCGCCUCCCUAGAACCCACUUUUGGCCAGCGACUAUUGGACACACAGGAGAAAGAAGGUAUUCUCCCUGAGAGAGCUGAGGAGGCAAAGCUAAAGGCCAAAUAUCCAAGCCUAGGACAAAAGCCUGGAGGCUCCGACUUCCUCAUGAAGAGACUCCAGAAAGGGCAAAAGUACUUUGACUCAGGAGACUACAACAUGGCCAAAGCCAAGAUGAAGAAUAAGCAGCUGCCAAGUGCAGGGCCAGACAAGAACCUGGUGACUGGUGACCACAUCCCUACCCCACAGGAUCUGCCCCAGAGAAAGUCCUCACUCGUCACCAGCAAGCUUGCGGGGUAACCUGGGCCCCUCUUCUCCCCUUCCUCACCCACUGGACUUUCAUAUAUCAUAGGCAGGAAUGGAAUGGGCACCUAGUUAGAGAACUUCUCAGCUUCCUAGCCAGCAAUGACUGUGAUUCAGCUGGGGGCUGCUGAGAAGGUAAUGUGUGUUGAAGAGGGGCUCUCAGUUCAUUUCUUUGGUUAAAUUGAGAUCUCUACACCUUCACUAUAGCCCAAGUAGGGGCCCAGAAGUAGGAGACUAGGAUUGGGUAAUACUGCAAAUUGUCUUUUUUUCUGUACCGGAAACUGGGGAGACAUAGUUUCUUUUUUUGGAAGAGAAUGUCUCAAAAUGGGUUAGGCUAAGCCUGGGGAUAAUGUGGCAGGUACAACACCCAAGGGUGACCUGACAUUGCUGGGAAAGGUAGAUUGAAUGAGACCUAUUUUCUGUGCUUCUAAGUGUUUUGUUCCUUAGGCUGCUGUUGCUUCAUGUUUCCAUUAUGGCAGGUUUAGAGAAUCCUCAAAAAGAAAAACUGAUUUGCUUGCCUAAAACUACAAUGCCUACUUAACCUCCCUUAGUCAGUGUCUCUUACAGUUUGCCCUGGCUCUUAAUGUAAAGAUUGGAAAACGUAUAAAAUGGGCACCUUCUCUCUCUCUCCCAGCAUGUUGCUUUUGAAAGUAUCAUGGAAGGAGCACUGGUUUAGGAGUCAAGAUAUCUGGGUUUGGGUCUAGUUCCAUGUAGAAGUGAUAAGUAACCUUGGUCAAGUCAUUUAACCUUUCAGGAUUUCUUAUUUCAUCAUCUGUAAAAUAGAGUUGAAUAUAGAUAAGGUUGAUUCUGAUUUUAAAAUUCUGUAAUUGCCAGCUGAAAAGCUCUGCUAGUCAUUGUAAAACUAAUGAGGAAGGCCCAUGGGUAAGCAGCGUACACAGGGGAACCAUUUGAAGACUACAUGGGGAGAGAGGAAGUGGAGAUUUGGGGGGUUAUGAAUUCAGGCAAGAGGGCCUCAUAAGUAUUAUGGUCUUAACGUCAAGAAAAACAAUUUUAAGAGGGUAGCCAUGGAAUCUCUUGCCUCUGCCCCAGCCCACUUUCCUGGCCUACAGCCUGUGCCUUUGCUGCUAAAAAGGCUGCUCUGGCAGUGGAGCUGUGGGCCUGAGGAAACACGUUCAGUCAUGCACAUGGGGAGGCCUUCGUUUCUGAUGUAAUCAAAUGCCAGGUGUAUUGUUAGGGAGGAAAGAAGAAAAGGGAUGAGCUAAGCUAGCCUCUGGGGCUUAGUAGUACAGCAGGGCUGGAGCAGCCUGUUCUUUGGAGAUCAUUCACGUUGGAGAAAGCUGGGAAGGUGGUUAAGGAGAGAGAAGGAACACAGAAAUAUCUGCCUUCCUAGAGCUCAGUAACCCAGCUCCUGUGUGAUGAGAAGCAGCCAUGCUGAUAUAUGAACAGGUGGAGGAAAGGGGUUGCUGGUGGCCAAAUCUUCAGUCUCGUUAUCACUAGCUGGCCUGAAUCUUACUGAAUGCAACCUGCUAGUUAUGACAGAGAGGUUCAGGGUGAGAACUAACUGUUCAAGAGAGGAAGAUUCUGUAAUACUCUCUUGCCCUCUCACAAAUCCUGAUUGGCCAAACAUUUGGCCCAGUGAGAACGACUGAUGAACUUGAUGUGCAUGUGGGGGGAUGGGGUGUGUACAUACUUCUCUCCUGACUGGCCAUUCACUUUUCAGGCUGUCAUUCAGAUUGGAUAGGAAAAAGUUGGUGAGGAAGGAAUGGAGAGAGCAGGAUCCCUGGAUUCCUUGACCCCCAGACUCCUUGACUGUCACUUGUAAUUGUAUAUAAUUUUUUUGUGUUUCUUGCUCCAUUUCCUCAUGCUGUCUUCCUUAGUCUAAAGUCCAUGUGGGGAGGGGAAAAUGCUGAACAUCCUUGUAUAGUUUCCUCAACUGUCCCAGCCACGUUGUACAUAGAUAUGUCAUGUUAUUAUAUAUAUAAAUAUAUAUAUAAUUUUGUACGUUUUCUUCAUCUCUGAUUUUCUCGAAUUUUGUACUUUUUUCGUUUCUGUCUGAGCCACUUUCUCUAUUGAUCAAUUUCAGUCCUCAAAACUGAGGUCACAUUGAGUCUGGUUUUAGGAAGGAAUAGAAGAAAUAGGGAGAUCAGAAAACUGUUGGUCUCUCUUCAUCUGGUCAUACUCAAGUUUAAGAAAAGAAUAAAGCUUCAUUCUGUAUUUGC